Messenger RNA from Saprolegnia parasitica CBS 223.65, 1239 nucleotides. RefSeq lists its product as hypothetical. The coding region runs from base 106 to 1239 and encodes 377 amino acids. NCBI's taxonomy places the organism in Eukaryota, Oomycota, Saprolegniomycetes, Saprolegniales, Saprolegniaceae. The record is from RefSeq and is a predicted model, not a curated record. The transcript is spliced from 4 exons. Gene Ontology annotation, molecular function: protein binding.
GGCGGGUCGGGCGGUACGCUUGACGACGCGCUCUACCUCUUCGGCGGAUUCGAAGACAACGGCGAGCGGUCGAGCCGCCUCGUUCAGUACAGCUUUGCGACGCAGAUGUGGCGCACGAUCGAGUGCAGCGGGAACGUCCCGUCGCCUCGCUGCGGGCACGCCUGUGCGAUCGAUGCGGCGAAGAAGGAGCUCUGGCUCUUUGGCGGCCAAGGCCCCGAGGUCGGCCUCAACACCAAGAACCUCUACGACGACCUCUCGAUCUUGGACCUUGCGUCCUUCGUGUGGCGCCGCGCAGUCGUCUCGUGCGCCGGCGCAGACGGCCACGCCAACUUUGUGCCGAUCGCGCGGCGCGGCCACAGCCUCGUCUACCACGACAACACGCUCUACAUGUACGGCGGGUCCGGCCUCGACCGGAUGCUCAGCAAAGACGCGUAUUUUGAAGACCUCCAGCGCCUCGACCUUGCCACCUUGUGCUGGUACGAGCCGGCGAUGACGGGCAGCUCGCCGGGCCCGCGCUCGCACCAUAGCGCCAUCAUGCUGCAUGGCACGAGCUACAUGCUCGUGUUUGGCGGUCAAACGGCCAAGACAACGACAACGCUGCCGAGUCCGGAGCGCCCGCGGAGCGAGAGCCUCCCGCCCGACACGGGCUUGGCCAACAACCUAGUGUACGCGCUCGACGUGCGCACGUGUCAUUGGCACGUCGUUGCGCCCUUGGACGGGACGCCGCCCAGUGCGCGGUAUGGGCACGUGAUGCAGCAUCACCCGAUCAACCCGUGCUGCCUCUUCCUCUUUGGCGGCAAGACGUACCGCGGCUUCGACGACGGCGCGAUUCACUGCCUCGACCUCGAGCUCCAGCGCUGGUCGACGCUCGCCAGCGUGCCGCCAAUCCCGCCGCGGAUACGGCAUGUGUUUAGCAUCUAUAAGGACCAAAUGAUGAUCUUUGGCGGCUGUGGCGACAAUGGCCUCUGCAUCGGCGACGUCUUUACGGUCGAGAUGCCGAUGUUGCACAAGCCUCAACCACGGCGGCUCUUCUUCGAGCCCGACAAAGUCGACGACGACGCGUCGAGUGCGGCGCUGCCGUCGCCGCGCCCGCACACGAUUGCUGGCUUCAUGGGCUUCAAGAGCUUCCAGUUCACGCCCGCGCGACCAGAGCUCCCGCGAAGCAUGAUCCGCGUGAGCCCGAUCAAGGUGGCCAAGCCGCCCGCAACCGCCAAGCCGUGGACGUCCGUGGGGCUGUGA